This is a messenger RNA of Helianthus annuus (common sunflower), 2616 nucleotides long. Its product is annotated as pentatricopeptide repeat-containing protein At3g58590. Gene Ontology annotation, molecular function: RNA binding; protein binding. The record is from RefSeq and is a predicted model, not a curated record. The transcript has 2 exons. The coding region runs from base 183 to 2420 and encodes 745 amino acids. Gene Ontology annotation, biological process: RNA modification. NCBI's taxonomy places the organism in Eukaryota, Viridiplantae, Streptophyta, Magnoliopsida, Asterales, Asteraceae.
AAACACAAGAUGGGUCUUCCAACAAAGUCCAAAGCUCAAAGUUCAGAACAAGUUUCUUCAACGGUUCCAGACAUCAUCAUCACCAUCGCUUUCAUCUCAAUUCCAUCACAAUUCCCUUUGAUUAAUGUUUAUAAGCAUAGUAUUUCUACAAGAACCAAGGCCGUGCAUCAUGAUAUAUAGACAUGGUUUCUGGAUUUCAGCUUUUUGCACGUAGUGAACGACAGCUGGCUUCACCUCUAGAUAAGCUGCUUCGAAGAUCCUUGAGGGUUAAGUCGCUAAAAUCAAUCAAGUCAGUCCAUGGAUUCAUCACCACAAUGGGAUCAAACUUACCCCAAAGUGCAUUUUUCCACAAUAAACUUAUCUCUGUUUACACAUCCCUGGGUUAUAUAUCUGUUGCACGCAAAGUGUUUGAUGAAAUGCCUCAUAAGAAUGUUGUCUCUUACAACACCAUGAUUAGUACAUACAGUCGUGAUGAGAAUAUAGAACAAGCUUGGAGUUUGUUUUCCGAGAUGAGAAAUUUUGGGUUCUUUCCGACCCAGUUCACUUAUGGUAGUCUGUUUUCGUGCAAUUCGUUAAACGUUGUUCAAGGACUUUAUAUGCAAGCAGUGGCCAUGAAGAGCGGGUUUCUCUUUGCUGAUUCGUUUGUAGGAACAGCUUCGUUGGGUUUCUUUGGUAGGCAAGGUUGCAUUAAUGGAGCAUUCAAGGUGUUCGAUGAAAUGCCUUUCAAGAAUCUAGUGACAUAUAAUGCAAUGAUAUCUUUGUUUGGACACGAGGGAUUUGUACAUGAAUGUAUGCUGAUGUUUCGUGAGCUCUUGAAGUCCCAUAUAUCAUUAUCUGAACCUUCAUUCGUGGGUGUUUUAUCUGGAUUUCGAUCCGAGGAGGACCUAGAUUCAGGUGAACAACUCCAUGGGCUUGUUAUUAAGUUCGGGUUGUUAAGCAAAGUGUCAGUCGCCAAUUCUCUUGUUAACAUGUAUGGGAAGUGUGCAGGCACAUAUUUAACGGAGAAAAUGUUUAGGUUAGUACCCAACCGAGACUUGGUGACAUGGAAUACAGUUAUCGGGGCGUUGGCCAAUGGGAAAGAACCUAUAAAAGCAAUAGAAUUCUUCUGUAGAAUGUAUAUUGACGGUUUUCUCCCAAACCGGACCACAUUUUUGAGUGCCAUCACCUCAUGUACACGGUUAAGUAAUCUAACUUAUGGAGAAUUUAUCCAUGCAAAGAUAAUCAAGAACCGAUAUGAAAACGACGGUUUUGUUCGUAGUUCGUUGGUUAACUUCUAUGCUAAAUGUAACAGAUUAGAUAGUGCUCACUGCUGUUUUGAUGAAAUUCUAGACAAGAAUUUGGUUUGUUGGAAUGCUUUACUUCAUGGAUAUUCGAAUAGAAGCUGUUCAACUUCUGUGUUGCUUCUGCAGGAAAUGAUACACUCGGGUACGUCUCCAAAUGAAUUUUCUUUCUCUAGUGUUAUAAAGACGCUUUUACCCUUGGAGUUAAAGCAGAUUCAUUCUUUGGUCUUGAAAAUGGGCAACCACUUAAGCGGGUAUGUAAGUAGUGCGCUCAUGACCGCAUACGCCAAAAACGGUUUAACAACGGAUGCAUUAAGUCUUUUUUAUGAUGAUAAACUUCCAUAUACUGUUGUUCACUUGAAUAUUAUUGCCGGGAUGUAUAACCGAAAUGGCAUGUACCAUGAAGCUCAGGAAUUGUUUUGUGAAGUAGAAGAUCCCGAUAUCGUAUCAUGGAACAUCUUGAUUGCAGCGUGUUCCCGAAAUGGAGACUACAAAGAAGCGUUUGAACUUUUCCAACAUAUGCAGAUGGACCGCAUCACACCUGAUAGUUACACAUAUGUUAGCCUGUUAAGUAUUUGCACCAACUUAUGUAACCUUGUUUUUGGAAGUUUGCUUCAUUCCCUCAUGAUAAAAUCCGAUUUCAGCCGGUGUGACAUAAUGGUUCGCAAUGUAAUGAUAGACAUGUACGGGAAAUGUGGGAGUCUGUUGAGCGCGGUUAAGGUGUUUGAUGAAAUGCUUGAAAGAAAUGUCAUAUCAUGGACAGCUCUUGUUUCGGCUCUUGGGUUACACGGUCAUGGAAAAGAGGCACUACAACGGUUUAAACAAAUGGAGAUAGAUGGUAUUCAACCCGACAAGGUUGCUUUUAUAGCUGUUCUUUCUGCGUGUCGACAUGGUGGGUUAGUAAAAGAUGGGAUGGAAAUGUUUGAGAAAAUGAAAGAAAAAUACGCGAUUGAGCCAGAAAUGGAACAUUAUCUUCUUGUUGUCGACUUAAUGGCUAGAUAUGGCGAUCUAAAGGAAGCCGAAAAGUUGAUUUCGGGGAUGCCUUUUACACCAAAUGCCAGCAUAUGGCGUAGCUUCCUUGAUGGUUGUAAUAGACAAAGAAACAUAGAGCAUCUCUCCCUCCAAAUCCAGGCAUGUUGAUCACAACAAAGUAUAUAUAAUCUUUUACUUGUAGUUAACCGUUUCAAUCAUCGGUUUUUGAAAUUGAAGACAUUUAUAAUCAAUUGAUUGAUUGGCACAAGCUUAGGUCUAUGUAGAUGGUGGUGGUUCUGAACAUAAAAAAAUGUAUGAAAUAAAUGUAGCAAAAUAAACGAGUUGAGUUGGAAUUUGGAUAACA